CUCUUAUGUCAUCAGGCUCCACAUCUGAAAGAUGCCCAUGUAGUGGGACUUGCUGCUUUUUCAGUCCAUUUACAUGAGAGUCGGAUGUUGCUGGCGCCCCCAGGUUCUGAUGGCUCCUCAUUGGACAAAUUCUGGGAAUCUCUGCUAAACCCGCAGUGUUCCGGAUCUCUUCCUGUUGUCCUCAGGUUGUGUACGGCGGCCAUUUCCUAUGCCUGCUGCAGGCUGUCACUUCUUUCACUGGAGACAUCCCCCGACGCCAUCCCGCCGCUGUUCAUGGGGAAGAUUCAGCACCUCCUGCCCAGACUGGUCCUGGAUACAAGAUGGGAAGGGAUAGAGGAAGAGAUGGACACCCCGAUUGUGGUCAGCGCUCCGUCCCCUCCCUCUCCACGAUGGAAAGAAGCAGCGCUCUCUCUCUGGCGCCAGACACGCCUCCGGGAACUGUUUAAGAAGGAUUUAUUCCAGCUUUCAUUCAGGGAUUGGUUGCUGUGGGAGAUGUCUAUGAAUCCCGAUGUAGAUCCUCUGUCUGACAUGGAGAGACAGGACUACCAGCGAUGGGCGGUGAACCAGUAUUUUCUC
Messenger RNA from Staurois parvus, 576 nucleotides. NCBI's taxonomy places the organism in Eukaryota, Metazoa, Chordata, Amphibia, Anura, Ranidae. The record is from the annotation of a GenBank genome assembly.